AGCCGGAUCCUAUGGCUUAGGACCCGAUGGAGGCGGAGCCGUGGUCCGAUCCGGACGACCUGGCAAUGGAGUCUGAGCCCGGAGAUUCUGAUGAUGGUGGCAACGAUGAUCUUCUCACCGAGAUGUUGCGUCCUCGGACGCGUGCUUCCACUGCAUCCGCUGCGCAGCAUCCUCCUCCCCCUCCACCCCCGCCCCCGAGUGUGCGUCCUUCCACUGCUUCCGCUGCGCAGCAUCCUCCUCCCCCUCCACCUCCACCCCCGAGUGCGUGUGCUUCCACUGCAGCCGCUGCGCAGCAUCCCCCUCCACCUCCACCUCCACCUCCGCCUUCGAGUGGUCGUGCUCCCACUGGAGCCGCUGCGGAACAUCCCCCUCUACCUACAGAUCGUCCAGGACAUGGCGAGCAGGGGACUCGCGACAUCGUUGACGAGCGAGACGACGACGACGACGAUGAUAGAGAGGGGUACGAGGGCAGCAGUGAGGACGAGGAUGAUCCCGCGUAUUCCCCGAGAUGCGGACGUGGUGAUGCCGACGACGCCGACGACGAGGGCGGCGAUGGUACACAGGCUGCAGGUGGUUUGUGGAGGUCGGGUCGACAUCGUGCCGACCGAUGCAGUGGUGCAGGCAGGGGGGACAGUGGUGCAGGCAGGCGUGUGGGGGGCGCAAGACACACAGGUGGUGCAGACCGUGGUGGCGGAGGACGGGCGAGGCGAGAGUCUGCAUCCUCCACUCGUACAGUGCAUUGGGUUGAUGAGGGUGCCGCGAUAGGAGAGGUUGGCGCCGGGUCGGCUGAGUUUGCUGCUGCGUCGGCAGAGGCCGCUGGAGAGUUUGCAGCAACAUUUGAGGAGGUCGCAGGGGGCUUUGCAGAGGUUGCUGGCGAGGCUGCGCAGGUUGGGAGGGCUUCUGCACAGUUGGGUGUUAGUUUCGGUGGUAUUCUUGAUGUUUCGUUGGGGCUUCCUCCGACACCGGCAGGCGAGCAUGGCAGUGGUGACGCAGCGGCUACGCCCGUCAGUCAGAUACUCCGAGAUGUACCUUCAUGCAGCAUGGGUGACAUCAGUAGCAGCAUGUUGCAAGAGGCAGCAGCGGGGACACAGUGCUCGUCGGGGCAGGAGGAGUGUGCAGCAGGGGACGGUGGGGAUUGUGGACCUGAGCAGGAGCGAGCGCCAGAGUCGGAGCAGGACAAGAUCGACCGCGAGGAGAGGGAGAGGGCGCAGGACAUGGUUAGCCGUUGCGAGAUGACACAGAGUAUUGCGUCGAGGGCACGGGCAGAGCGGAUGCUAGAGACGCGCGAUAGUGAGGGUCAUCGUGCAACGGACGAUGCAGUGCUUGAGUGUGGAGGCGCGGGCGCCGGGGAUGCAGGCGAGAGACCCGCGUCGACGGUUCAAGGUGUUUGUAUAUUGCCUAUCGGUGGAGCCAUGACGGCGGAGGAGUUGGAGCGGCAGGUACGAGAGGACCCAUUGCAGGCAGAUCGACGCGGACAGAUGGACGAGGCGUCGAGGAGGUUAAUGGCAGAGGCCCCAGCUUACGUGCCCUACAGCCCGUCACUGCCAUCGUCCACCACUGGUGCCACUACCUCCGUAUAUGCUGACGGUCCAGUUAUGGGAUGGAUUACCGCACCGGCACCUGCAGAGUCUCCUUCUCCCAAAUCACGGAAGAAGAAGAUGAGAGCAGGUAAGAGUCUCAGUACUCUGAGGAGGGUGACGCAUGCGAUGCGGGAGACUCAGCCCGGGCUGGACGGUUUACAUUCGCGGACUCGAGAGGCAUUGGCCCUGGACGUUGUCGCGGAGACAGUAGGUUGGCGGGAGGAGGUGGAGCACAGCGGCCCCCCGGGAGGAGCAUGGUCGGACGCAGGAGUCGUUUUGGAGUCCGGUACCGAUGAUUUGGAGAUGCCUCGUGGCCAGCGGAGGAGGGCUUCCGUGUACGACCUUCUUCGAGCACAGCACGGGGUUGACGCGGGGCCACAGGGGGGGGUUCAUGCUCCGGAUACUGCGCACGGGCCGGUAGGCGGCACAGGUGGCGACGACGGUGUCAGAGGUGCGGUGCCGCAGAGGAGGAGGAAGGACAUUGUGGACGACGAUGAUGUUUAGCCCCACCAUUAGUCCUCUUUCAUCCUGUAUUUCUUAGUAGUGUAUAUUAUACUUAGUGCUUCGGAUAACAUGAUGUGUUCAUAGGUAUAGUGUUUAUUAGAUUUGUAUUUGUACAGAUGGUUAGACUACUGCACAAUUGUCCAUACACAGGUGGAGUAGGUGCAGAUUAUUGUUUCUUUUUCGUUUUAUUUUUGCAUCGAUGUUUCAAAGGAUUGCAGUCUAUAUUUAGACAUGGGCACAGCAUCUACAGUGCUUGCAUUGUUUUUGUUUUCCUUCUACUUUGUUAUCGAUGUUUCAGACGAUUGCACAUUGUAUUCGCACAUUAUUUGAUUGAGUUCAAUCUUCAUAUUUCAUUUAUUGUUGUGUAUGUAUGGUGCAGUUGUUUCGUGUCACGGGACGGAUUGCCCUGUAAUGUUGUACUUAAUAAAUUUCAGCAACGAUU
Messenger RNA from Chara braunii, 2526 nucleotides. Lineage: Eukaryota; Viridiplantae; Streptophyta; Charophyceae; Charales; Characeae. The record is from the annotation of a GenBank genome assembly.